AUUGUUUAAACAAUUUCAUUUGUUAUUCAUUCAUAUGCCAGUCGGCCACCGGUCAAGUGUAAAUGCUUUGCUCGCUCUCUCGCCGAUAUUCGCAAACCUUAGCCGUUGUCGGGUCGUGCAUUUUCAUAAAACCGUAUUAGAAUCGUUCGGAUCGCUUAAACGUUUGUCUGACGUACGCCAAAAGUCUGUGUAAAUGUGAACUUUGAACAGAAUUCUUAUAAGUGUGGCGCUAAGUCAUAAAACAAACGAACGUAAAAAAAAACGAAAAAUUAAUUGGAAUAAUAUUUGAGACGAGAGGGAGAAAAAAGCCUCCUGUGCGGCUGUAACAUUAAUAAGAACAAAAAUACUCUACUGUAUAAAUAUGAUGGUGUGCUUUUAUUACAAUCUUAUCGAUUAGUGGUCACACGUCUUUCAAGCAAUUAAAAAGGUGGCAUUCGAAAAUGAUGUCGUUAAAAACAAUUAAUUGAGAAAAAUAAAUUUAUAAAACAGUAAAAAAGAAAAACAUUAAAAAAAUUUUGGUGAUAAUUCUUUUGUGAUAAACACAAAACUUUCAAGGCGGAAUAGUGCAAUUUGAAACUUGACCUGAAAAACGGAUUAAGAAUAUUGUUUGAUUAUUUUUGAAAAACAUCAUUUGGAUUUAUACGAAACACCCAAGGACAAAUACAAUCUUGAGGAGAUUUAUUAAAUGACAUCCCCGAUGUGAGAGUGAGAAAGAAAACGUUUGCUUCACACAUAUAUCGUAAAAGAAAAAUCAAAAUUCCGCCAAAUCAGCAAAAACCAAAUAAAUCUAUGUGUUUUAAGCGACAAAAGACUAAAUUGGGAUUUUUAAUGUUACCCAACAGAUAGUAAAAGUGAAAUAGUGUUUAAAAUUUAAAUAAAAUAACCCAUAGAGGAAGUAGUCGGUCCCGCUUAACAAACCCGCUUAGAUUAAUUUAUUAAAUAAAUUGAACAACUCGAAAAUACUCAAAUAAGCCUUGCUAUCGAAUUGGUUAUAUUACAAAUCAGCAAAAGGGAACUAACCUAGAUAACAACAACAACAAAAUGGCCAAAUAUUUCUUAACAUUUGUUCUACUGGCCUUUUUGGCCAUGGAGAACAACAAUAUCUACAAUCGCCUUCAUGCCAAAUCUCAGCACAGCAGUGAUUCCAAUGCUGUGGUACAUUACAUGCGACAACAAUAUCAGUAUCGCCAACAUGCACAGCCUCUAACGAACCAUCACCCCACCCAUGAUCACCACAAGACACACCAUGCCCGCAAACAUGUGAAACAACAUCAGCGCCAUAACAGCGACAAUAAGGAGGAGGAGAAAAUCUCCAGGCGCUAUGGUGAGAGGAUAAAACGCCACAUGAAACAACAAAUGGAACAUCACAAAGAGCAUGAUCAGCUGCUACAAGAUCGCCAACGGGAUCGAACAGUUUACAAUCGAGAAACACUUCGGGCAAUGCCACGUUUGUGGCAGCAUUUAUCGACUGCUUAUGACUACGGGACCGGUGAAGAUGAUAUUAACGAAGACCAAACCGUGUUCGGCGGUGAAUCUGUUAAUGAAAGCCAAGAAUAUCCCAACGAUGGUGAUAUUUUAAACACUGAUACUGCUUUGUUGGAACACGAUGAAAAAAUUACAGAUAUUGUAGAACCCCAAAAACCUGCACAUAUAGGUUGUCCCAAAUGUGAAAGUAGCCGUAAUGAGGAUAUGAUAAGUGAAGAGGAAUUAACUCGUCUACGUAUUGAGUAUGUUAAGCAGCAAAUCCUAGAUAAACUAGGGCUGAAAGAAAAGCCCAACAUACCAGCAGUCAGCUUGCCCAAGCCAAUUUUGGAGGGGCAAACCAUCCAAAAGGAAGAUGAUGAUUCUUCAAAGAAGGAUAUGGAUGAUUAUUACGCCCGAACCAGUAAAAAGUUUAUUUUUCUAGAAGUUGAAAAAGAAGAAUGUCAAAAACUGGAAUCCCAACCGUCGAUGUGUUUCUCAUUCAAAUUGGAUGACACUGAUGCCGACAACUAUGAAGUUCGCACUGCUGUUCUGUGGAUAUUUAAAAACAAGCAUCAAAACUCAACAAAUUCCAGAAAUCAUACUCUUUUAGCGGAGAAUCAGCAAAAAAUUAUAGUUUCAGAGGUACAGCAAGAAACUACAUCGAAUCGCAAACCUGCUGUCAAAACCAUUGCCGCGCAAACAGUUGAUGUCCAAGAUGAGUGGAUAAAAAUCGAUAUUGAAUGGCCCAUAAAACGUUGGUUUGGCAAUCAUGAACUAAAUCAUCUCAUUCAAAUUACUUGUCAGUCGUGCGAUAUGACUGCCAUGGAUCACAUCAUAUCCACGGAGAAGGAUUAUAGACCAUUUAUAAUGGUGAACACGCAAAGUCGCAAACGGCAAACACGCCAAAAACGUAAUAUCAACUGUACGCAUGGUGUCACGGAGUGUUGUCGUGAGAAGUUGUACAUUUCAUUUGCUGAUAUCGGAUGGAGUGAUUGGAUAGCAGCACCUGAGGGCUACGAUGCAUACUUUUGCCGAGGUUCCUGUAACACAGUGGCGAGCGUGGCCAAUUCUGGCUCACAACACAGUACAUUUCUACAGAAAUUGUUAAACAAGCCUGGCCAACGCCGCAAAAACCUGGAGAUGGUGCCUUGCUGUACGGCUAAAAAAUACUCAUCACUGCAGCUGUUACUUGUGCAAAACAUAACCGCCAGCAGGGAGAUGAUACUUCCCAAUAUGGUGGUCGAAUCCUGUGGUUGCAGAUAGUAUCAUAUUCUUAUAUCUAAGUAUGUUAAGGCCAUCGCUUAAAAUCCCAUUUGUAAACCCUUAAAAGCCAAACCCAAAGAAACAUCGAACAAAAUUAUCUCUAAUUUAAGAACUCCUAUUUAAUGUUAACGAGUCAUCUCAUCACAAUUUAUUUUAUUUGUUGUCCUUUAAUAACAAUUCGCUUGUCAUCAAUGCUACCACCACUGCCAUUUUAUAUUUAAACAUAGGUUAGUUGUUUUAAGAAAUUUGUUGUAUUUUGUACUUAAGUUCUCCUGGAGAUGCCUUAAGUUAGUCUGGCUAUAGUUUUUGUGCUUUAUCGUUUAAUUAUUUAUUUUCCAUUUGUAAAUAUUUAAAUUUAACAAUUUAAGUGAAUUUUUCUUCUAUAUAUAUAUAUAUAAGUAGUGUGAUAUUUUUGUUUUUUUUUUGUAUUUCGUUUUCUAAAAUUGUCUGUCUUGAUGAUAGUGGAGUUAUUCUAUUUUGAAUGUUUUCACAGAACCAUUGAUUGUUGAGUUUUUUUUUUUUUUGAAUUCCCCAUUUUAAAUGGUUGAAAAAUUAUGACCUUACUAGGAUCCCUAAAGUUUUGUUUGACUCCACAUUCAUUUUGAUAGGCAACAUUAUUUGUAAGUAGUAAAAUUGAAAUUGUUGUACAAUUAUUAAAAAAAAUCUCUUAAGAGAG
Messenger RNA from Stomoxys calcitrans (stable fly), 3403 nucleotides. It is a transcript of the gene daw, whose product is annotated as growth/differentiation factor 8. NCBI's taxonomy places the organism in Eukaryota, Metazoa, Arthropoda, Insecta, Diptera, Muscidae. Gene Ontology annotation, molecular function: cytokine activity; growth factor activity. Gene Ontology annotation, biological process: SMAD protein signal transduction. The record is from RefSeq and is a predicted model, not a curated record. The transcript has 5 exons. Bases 1042 to 2727 code for a protein of 561 amino acids. Gene Ontology annotation, cellular component: extracellular region.